AUGCUGCAAAGUCCAGAAACAGUAGAAGUGAUUAAGCGUUCCCACAAUAGGGGCCGACGCACGGAACUGUUCAGAGACAAGGCGAUUCCGUUACCAUGUCGCGGCAGGGUCUUAAGCGUUGCAUUGGCGGCGGCGCAGGACGAGGUGCAGCACCUGGUCGAGACGCUCGCCAAGUGCGACGGGCAGCCGGUGCCCUCUCGGCUGCUGCUGGCGGCCAGCGUGUGCAAUUGCGUGGCCCUGUACUUGUUCGGCCAGCGUUACGACCUGGACGACCCGCGGCGUUGCUCCAUGGACCGACAGGUGGAAGCCUUCUUCCGCGCCGGGGCUUCGACGCCCGUCGAGUUCCUGCCCGUGUGGCUGAGGCGAUUGGCCAGGCUGCUGCUGCCCGACUGUCGGAGCACCUUUGUGGAACGCUUCGCCCAGCAAGUCACUGAGUUUUCCAGAGAUCAAGUUGCCAUUGCUCAGAAGACACAGAAUGGCAGCCGCCAUCGCUCAUUCAUCGACAUAUAUCUUAGAGAAGCGCAGAAGCGAGCAGCCUGCGUGGACAAUAGCCUUACAAUGACCUGCCUGGUGGGCAACGUGACUGACCUGCUGCUGGGCGGCACGGCGGCCUCCACGCUGUUCCUGCACUGGCAGCUGCUCAACGUGGCCGCGCGCGCCGACACGCUGCAGACGGCGCUGCAGCGCGAGAUCGACGCCGUGGUGGGCCGCGGACGCUCGCCCGCGUGGGGCGACCGCAGGCGCAUGCCGCUCGUCAUGGCCUGCAUUUGGGAGACGCUUCGCUGGAAGUCUGCCACGCCGCUUGGCAUACCCAGGGGUGCUGCGGAGGACGUGGUCGUGGACGGACUUCUGAUCCCCGAGGGGACCACGGUGAUGCCGAACCUGUGGGCCGUGCACAUGGACCCCAACGUGUGGAAGGAUCCCGCCAAGUUCGACCCGACCCGAUUCCUUCCGGCCGAUGGAUCGGCGCUCACCACGAGGCCCGAGCACGUCAUUCCCUUCUCGCUCGGCAAGCGGAGCUGCCCGGGCGAGGCGCUGGCCAUUGUGGAGAUGUUCCUUUACACGACCCACCUGCUACACGCGUUCCGCAUCCUUCCUGAGGAGGGGCAAGAAGGCCUGCUGGAGCGCGUAGAACACCUGGGUGCCCGAUCCAACGACCUGGCCUCAGUGAGGCUCCGCUUUCUCAGGCGGUGACCGCGAAGAUCAGUGACAGUGACCUCCUCUGAGACACACCAGCCGGGUGGCGACGGAGGAGAACGCUUACAUGGAUUGUUGUUACCGUGAAGGGUUAUACCUAAAGUGCAAAUUGACCGAACGGGAUGCUGCAGUGCACUACUUUUAAUUGUUUAAAAAGUUUUAAAAUGUUUAAAGACUGUUACAGGAUAUGCUAUCGAAAUUCAUUAAAACAGGGAUAAUUAAGCGAUUUCCAUUUCCUCUGGAUUGCUUUUACUACAUAGGCACACAAUUUAAGUUAGAUAAAAAUAGUAAUGCUAGGCAAGUAUAGUUAUGAAAAUUAGACAAAUUAAGUGGAAGAGUUAGACAUCUUAAAUGAAAUUAUUGAAGCUCGUCAUCUGAGGAGUUCAUAACAGGCUUGUGACAUGCAAUAAGCUGUUGCCGCUAAUUCCUGCGGAGUAACUAAUUCACGCAAAGUUCACCCCGAAAGCGGUAACAGAACUGCCGAAGACCGCAACUGUCGCGUCAUGAAUCACGUCCUGAGUGUCGGGACUGUUAACGCAUCACCGUAGGAUGAGUAUGAAGCGUGCAAGAUCGCGCACCUUUACAAGCACGCUUGUUUCGCCGAUAUAUUGAUGUAUUAACAAUCGAUGCAUAAACAAAUAUUAAAGUAUAUAUUUUACA
Messenger RNA from Dermacentor silvarum, 1857 nucleotides. Its product is annotated as cytochrome P450 2C31. The transcript has 6 exons. The record is from RefSeq and is a predicted model, not a curated record. Bases 1 to 1194 code for a protein of 397 amino acids. NCBI's taxonomy places the organism in Eukaryota, Metazoa, Arthropoda, Arachnida, Ixodida, Ixodidae. Gene Ontology annotation, molecular function: iron ion binding; heme binding; oxidoreductase activity, acting on paired donors, with incorporation or reduction of molecular oxygen.